GAGAUCCUUACACUGCACGUUGAUAUGGUGACCAUGGCGAUGAGGGGGGCAAGAACGACGAAACAUAUGGAGUCGACGCUACGGCUGCCUAUGUUCAUGUCUAGGGUUGGGUUUGUUGAUGCAUGUCAUUAUAUCAUGUGGUUGACUGCUUGCAGCAAGUCCUCAAUAGGCCAAGUCCGUCCAUACGGGUGGAGGGUGACUGAGGUCCGUGUCUGGCUUGUCUGUCUUGUCUUGUUUGUUCCGGCAUUUCUCGGGCUUGGAAUGGUUAUCUUUGCUUUCCAGAUUACAAGUGGAUGUUUGUACAUGUUUGUACCCUGUGUAUGUCGCCGCACCGAAUACUCGAGACAAAUAAGCUGGGUCACUCAUUUGGAAAAGUCUUAUUUGAUGUCUUUGGACGGUGAGUUCCGGAAUCCCGGAAUUGCAGUUCGACGUGACCUCACUAGUCGGAACGCUUCAGCAAUCCUGAACUCGAAAGAGUAACCCGGACGAUCUGAGUUCGUCUCGGCCUGCGCUUCAUUCGAGUCAUGUGCUGGCCUGGACUGGUUCGAUUUUUUUGGUGCUCAUGCAACAGCGGGACUUUGUGCCGAAGCACCGA
Chaetomium fimeti is the source of this 595-nucleotide messenger RNA. RefSeq lists its product as uncharacterized. NCBI's taxonomy places the organism in Eukaryota, Fungi, Ascomycota, Sordariomycetes, Sordariales, Chaetomiaceae. The transcript is spliced from 3 exons. The record is from RefSeq and is a predicted model, not a curated record. The coding region runs from base 25 to 480 and encodes 151 amino acids.